Phyllostomus discolor (pale spear-nosed bat) is the source of this 3357-nucleotide messenger RNA. It is a transcript of the gene CATSPERB, whose product is annotated as cation channel sperm associated auxiliary subunit beta. The coding region runs from base 1 to 3144 and encodes 1047 amino acids. Lineage: Eukaryota; Metazoa; Chordata; Mammalia; Chiroptera; Phyllostomidae. The record is from RefSeq and is a predicted model, not a curated record. Gene Ontology annotation, cellular component: cilium; CatSper complex. The transcript is spliced from 25 exons.
AUGAGAAAAAUCCAUUGUUUUUUCCACUCAAAAACCAAGCGUUCUUCACAGGAAUUUCUAAGCGUGUUCACAUCAGGAGGACUUGCUCCCAGCCUGGAAAUCAUAAAUAGUACAUAUACUGGCAUCUUCCACUUUAAUUUAACUUUGUACAGUGAUCAAGCUAACUGGCUGAUUAUUAUUCCCAGAGAAAACAUUACAAAAAAUACAGAGGUCGCAGCCAUAGAGGAGUGGUUAGUGAGAAUCAAUUUACAGCACGGACUAAACAUUUACACCACCGAAGGGACACUGUUGGAUACUGUCCGAGAACCUAUUCUUCAGUGGAAACUUGGGUCUCAGCUAACCAAAGCGAACCUCAUUAAACUGUACCCACACGUGGUGGGCCUGAAGGCAACCAAGUGCCCUUGCGCCAACGACGUAGCGUUGCUCGGCUUCAUUCUGAACUCGGCAGGUAACGGUGUUUACAUAGGCCUCAGCUUUUCCGGAUUUUGGAAGUAUGAUGACACCGUGUGGUACAACCUGACUGAUAUGAUCUAUUCCCAGGUUGGAGAAGGACACAUGGAGCUCUCAGUGGUGGAUAUGGUUUUAACAAAUCAUUUCUUUGUUAUCCUCACAUCUUUGGGACUUUUUAUAAGUCAUGAUCUUCGUUCUGCAUACAGCCCUCUCCUGAAGUUUUCAAGGGCAGACUUUUGUGGUUUCGAAAGGAGAGACUACGUCAAAGGAAAAUUGUGGUAUAACGAACGAUGUUUUGCUAACACAGAACUACACGAAGUUGACUAUGUGACUGUCACCUUUGAGAGGAACAGGACCUUAAGUGAGGAAAGCUCUUGUUUUUAUAGCCCAGCGCCGUUUUUUGAUUGGCUACCUUGCUUACCUCCUCUUUCAAAACAAACGAAAUCUAUAGCUUCAACCGUCAUAACAUUUCUCGUGGACCAAGAACACAGUACUGGAGUCUACCUCUUACACAACAACCAGGUAAAAACAACCGUAGUCUCCGUCCACCACCUAAAACAGAACAAACCAAAACUGAAACCAAAAUUUCCACCUUUCAUGUUCCCUUCAUCAUUCUCUUCACCUGUUGGAAUAGUAUUCCACCCACGAAGCCAUUUUCUCUAUGCCUAUGGGAAUCAGGUAUGGCUGUCCAUCGACGGCGGCAACACUUUUGAAUUACUGGCUGACUUUCACGAUGAUGUCAUAAAGAGCACCUACCACAGCUUCUACACUUCCGAUAUCAUUUUCCUUUCCCAAAGUGGGAAGGCUCACUUCACGAAGGCAGGACUAGAAACAUACAGUGACAUUGGAUCUAUUACUGACAACAUUUUCACGCUGUACUAUGACCACAUGGGAUUCAUACAUAAACUGACUCCAGAAAAGUUUGUAGCCGGUGGGCCACACGCUGCCCUUGGAAAUUCUCAACUUAUUUUUGGCCAGGCUCCUGAUAUGGGCUUCAGGACUGCCCUGGCCCCACAGUACAUCACCACAAACGAAAUGAUCUUCUAUGCCUACGUGCCCCCGAGUGAGCCGCAGGAGACCAUAUAUACCAAGACAUUCAACAACAUUCACUCUGGAAAAGUGAUACAAUCCAGGAAUACUGGAAAGGCUUACAUAAGAGAGAUAUUGCAAAGUCACAAAUCGGCAGAAUUUUUGUCUGCAGUUAUUGCAGAAGUAAUAGAACCUUUUGGAAUACAAGAUGUGACUCAAAGUCCCUGUUUGUCUAGUACCCUUUCCAUCGCUCCGGAACAAGAUUCCUUCAAACUUACUCUUCAACAACCAAGUGUGGUCUCCUUAUUUCAAGCUUCGGAUAUAGAGAAGACGGUGGUGAUUCCUGGUUACAGCAGCUUCCUUAUCAUAAGCAUCGUGGAUGAUCAGAACGCAUUGGCUAAGGCAACCAUGCCUAGACUGGUACCCACUGAUAUGACUUUCGUGAAAGACUCCUGGUUCCUGUACGACUUUGGGCAAAAGAAUGGACAGACAUGGGAAAUACAUGCGAAACCAUGUAAUUAUUGGUUUCAGCAACAUGAUGAUUCACUAUCCCUCAGUGUCCUGAAAUACAUUGAUCUGGGGAAAUCUUACGCUUUACAAGUGAAGGUCAUGCCUCAUGGAAAAGGUACUCAAAUAAUUGGACUACCACUAGUGAAAAUAAUUGUUGGAAACCCAACUGUGUUGCAAGUUAAAGUUGAAGGCUCUUUUGAUGAUGCUGAUAAUUACUUGAUGAAAAUUUCUGUAGCCAGCCAAUAUAUGCUGCAAGGAACCACUUCACUGGCAUUUAUCAUCGGGGAAGCGUCGACUGACUGCUUUGUCACGACGUUCGUGCCGAUCCUGAAGAGCAGCUGUAGCUACCUCAAGUCCAUGCACCACAACCCCAGCAAAGUCAUCCCGCUGGAAGACUGGCUCAGUGGGGUUCACAAAGACAGCCAGGGUUUUAACAUGAUCAAAACGUUACCGAUAAACUACAGGCCUCCAUCUAACAUGGGAAUUGCCAUUCCGCUCACAGAUAAUUUUUACCACGCAGAUCCUAGCAAGCCCAUCCCCAGAAAUCUAUUUCUCAAGUCAAAGAAGUCUGGGAAAUUCAAACAGUGUGCUAAUGUGUCCACUCGGGAGGAGUGCAAUUGCACGCUCGAUCAGAAGUUUUCCCAUGCUGUUGCCUUCUCAGACUGCAGAGAAAAGGUCCCUCGUUUUAAGUUUCCAGUCACACACUAUCCAGUUUCUUUGGCAAUUCACAGCGAGGACGGACGUGCCCCAGUGAAAACUCCGUAUCUGGUCACCGUGACGGAAGUGAAUGAGAGGGAAAACUGGGAACUCAAACACACCGUACCAGAAAAUGUUAAAAAACUGAAAAAUCACUUAGAAUCUAUUCUUAAAGUUCCAGUGUAUAAUCCUUCAGGCCUCAACUUAAGCAUAAGGGGCUCUGAGCUCUUUCACUUCAGAGUGUCCGUUGUUCCGGGAGUCACUUUUUGUGAGCUAGUGGAAGAAUUUGAGAUUUACGUUGACGAGGUGCCACUGCCGUUCCCAGGACACACACUUAUUGCCAUCGCCACUGCUGUGGUGCUGGGGGGAAUGAUUUUCAUAGUGUUUAUGCUCCAAAUACGUAACAUCCACCCAUGGGAUAAGUGCAAAACAUUCCUUAAAAGAAGCAAAAUGAACUAACUUAUCAGGUACCAGCGUCAGCCAUCUGGCUCAUCGGUGAAAAUCGGAAUUGUGAACACAAGAUUAUCCCGAUUUUCUCUUUAUUCCCUAGUUUUAUUAGACGAUUCCUAGAACCAUAUACUUCAAUGUUAAUAUAAAAUCUAUACAAAAUACGACAGCAUUGCCAUGAUAACUCAAAUCGCUAUUUGUCAAUAUGUUUCCUAUUCCAUGCUU